AUGCCAAAAAAAUUGAGUUCUAAAAACACAAAAGAUAUGAAGCUUGAUGGUAAGUAUUAAGGUACCUAAAUAGAUACCUUAUAAUCAAUAUCUAUGUAUAUUAAGUUAGCAUUUUUAGACAGUUAGCCUAAAUUAUUUCUCAUUAUUUUUUAUACUCAAAAAAUAAUUUUUUGAUAACAACUCAUAAUCCCACAAUGACAUAAUUUGUUUAAUUAUUUUAUUUUAUUUCCACAAGCACAUUAUUACUUUUAAUAUGACUACUAUAACAAUAGUUAAGCAUAAUAAAACAUUUUAAUUUGAUAAUAAUACAAAUUAAAAAUUGUCUAUUGCUUGUACACUGCUUGAUGAGGUACCUAAAUAAAAUUCCAAAAAUUAUUAAAUAACCUCUUAAAUUUUAAGAAGUUUUAAUACAUUUUGUAUUGAGAAAAAUGACAAUUAACAAAGAUUAGCGAAGUUAUUAUCCUAAUUUAAAAAAAUCUACCUACCUUUAACUAGGUCUACAGAAAUUUAUAGUUCUCCAAUUUCAACAUUAAAUUAUAUCUUACAUCAUUAUAGACACAAGCAUUUAAAAAAGUUUUAUUAUAAAUAUUUGUUUUAUUGUCAUCAGAAAACUGAUAUUUUUACUACUUAUAUAAACAAAGGAGAAAAUAAACUUGUUUUAAUAUUAUACAAAUUGUUUGAGAAAAUAUAUACAUUAUAAUAUUAAUAGUUAGAAUAAAUAAAAAAUAACAACUAAUUUAAAAUACCUACUUAAUUAAAUUCAUAAUGCAAUAAAUAUUGUUCAAUGUUUCAGGAAUUCAUAAAUACCUUAAUGUGAGUUAUAUAAAAGACAAAUUGAGAAAACAGAGUUUCUAUUUAAGCUUAAUGCCCUUGUGGAAUUUGUUGAAAUGUUUGUGGAAUUUGAGUGCUGGUGUAAAUAUAAGCUUAAUUAAUAAUAAUUUAAAAUUUUUAAAUGAAUUACAUUAUGUAACAAUAAAAUGUUAUGAAAUUUUAGAAUGCUGUACAAUAUAUAACUUAUAAAAAUGAAGUUUCAGAAGAAGCAGGACAAAAAAUAACACACAAAAAAAAAAAAAGUAUAUUCUGUUCUAAUAAAAUUAUGAUUCAUAUUUAUUGUACUAUAGUCUAUGUUUGAAUGGCUGUAUAGAAACAAAUAACACGCAGACAUCUAAGUUCAAACUUGGGUCAUGUACAGCAAGCACAACUUCAAUCCCAAAGAAUCAUUUAAGAUCACCAGCUACAGAAUCUGAUAAAUUUAUUCUAAAAGGAAAAAAAAAAACAAAAAGUCCUACCCAAGCAAACAGUAUGUAAACUAAAUUUUUUAAUUUUCAUAGAUUAUAAUUAUUAAGGCAGAAGACUUAUAGCUCUAAAAAAGCACUUAACAUGUAAGCACUUGUGUACUUAAAAUAUUUUCUAUUUUUUAAAUCCUCUUUUUCUUUUUCUUCUUAUUGUGUGUAUUGGCCCUCAAGACCAGCCCCUUGAACAAAUUUGCCGCGAUCUUUUUCUAUCCUCAGUAACUUUUCUCCAUUAUACAUUCUGUUCUACUGCUUUAAUAUCUAUUUUGACAUGGUCUUCCCACUGUAAGUCUUUUCCCAAUUCGGCCUCUCUAAUAACCACCUUAACCAGUGAGCCCUUUUUCCUCCAGGUAUAACUGGCACACAUUAAUCUUCUUCUCCUUAUUUCUGUAAUAAUACAUGGUCUUGGAAACAAGGUCUUUGGUUCUAAUUUAAAAAAAUUUAAUUAGUUAAUUAAUUACAUCAAUUGUAGGCUUACAUAUUUUUUUUUUUAUAUACAGUACAAUAUUAUACUGAAUUUAUGAAUUAAUAAAUUCUAAUAUUAUGCUAUUAUUAUUUUAAUUGUUAAUGUUCUAUAGUGAACUAUAUGAUACAGACUAGCCAUUCCCAAACGAAGGGGAGGGGUGGAUGCCCAACAAUUAUUUUAAAGUCACCAAUAUAUAAAAUGGCUGGUCAUAUCAAAAUUAAAAAUUAAUUUUAAAAAAAAAAUUAAAAAUUAAUUUUAAUUCAACAAUUUUGGUUCUCUCAUUAAAUGAAAUCAAAAUGUACAAAAAAUAUUUAAAAUAUUUCUCAAAAUGUAUGAAAUUGAAGAAAUAUGCUCUAAAAACAAAAAAAACUCUAAAUAUACAUUUACAUGAAAAAUAAAAUUAGAAAUCUAGCUUUGUAUUAUUAUAAAACUUAUUUGUUUCUUAGGCUACUAUUUUUUUGAUUGUGUUAAAGAAAUAUGCAAAUGCUACAAGUCCUUUGCUUUAAUAAUUAUUACUAAAUGUAUUAGUGUCUAUUUUUUGCACAAUUAUAUAGAAAAAAAUACCAAAAGUACCUCCGAGUUCAAACUUGGAUCAGGGACAGCAAGUACAAGUUUAACUAUUACAAAGAAUGAUUUGAUACCACCCGCUACAGAAUCUGGUGAAUUUGUUUUAGAAUCUGGUGAAUUUGUUGCUACAGAAUCUGGUGAAUUUGUUUUGAAAAAACAAAAAAAUACCAAAAGUACCUCAGAGUUUAAACUUGGAUCAGGGACAGCAAGUACAAGUUUAACUAUUACAAAGAAUGAUUUGACACCAUCAGCCACAGGAUCUGGUGAAUUUGUUUUGAAAAAACAAAAAAAUUCAAAAAGUCCAAACAAAAAAGACCGUAAAUAAAUUAUAAACUUUCUGUUUUAGUUAAAUUAUGUGUAUAGUAUUCAAUUCAUUAUUAUCUGUUUUUCAAAACUGUAUAGAAAAAAAUACCACAAAUACUUCUCCAUUCAAACUUGGAAUUGAACACUCAGCUACAAAAUCUGAUAAUUUUGUUUUAAAAGGAAAAAAAAAUUCAGAAAGUCCUAAGAAAGAAAACAGUAAUUAAAUAAUAUAUUUUUUAUUUGUUGUAUUAUAUUAUAUUUGAUUUAUUAUUUUAAAAGGUUUAAAUGUCACCAAUCCACGGAUUAAACUUGAAACAAUGGUUUUAAUUGACCCUCUUGAGAUACAAAUUGAGUUUCAAAAAAGGUCAUCUUCACCAUUUCAUACUGUACAACACAUUAAAAGCAAGUGUAAAAAAGUAAAUAAAAAUAAAUAA
Cinara cedri is the source of this 3062-nucleotide messenger RNA. The record is from the annotation of a GenBank genome assembly. NCBI's taxonomy places the organism in Eukaryota, Metazoa, Arthropoda, Insecta, Hemiptera, Aphididae.